Messenger RNA from Polypterus senegalus (gray bichir), 2440 nucleotides. Its product is annotated as mucin-like protein. NCBI's taxonomy places the organism in Eukaryota, Metazoa, Chordata, Cladistia, Polypteriformes, Polypteridae. The record is from RefSeq and is a predicted model, not a curated record. The transcript has 15 exons. The coding region runs from base 36 to 2321 and encodes 761 amino acids. Gene Ontology annotation, molecular function: calcium ion binding.
UCUAUGGCAGCCUGCAUUUCAGGACCUUUGAUGGGAUGGACUACACGUUUACAGGGCUUGGCGAAUAUGUCAUUCUCAGACUGUCAUCUAGCAAAGGAACCAACGUGUUCACUCUGCAGGGCCUGACAGACGUGGUGAAAGUUGACCAAGCACCAGCCAGUGUCACCGCCUUUAUGCGCCUUGUUGCUUUCUACCAAGGGAAAGGCAAAGUGGAGUGGAGGCCAGCGAACAAUGAAGGGGAGCUCCUGGUGUUACUGGAUGAUGAGGAGGUCAGCCUGGCAUCUGGUGAUGGCCUUUGGCAGUCUCCACAGAAGGACUUUGCCCUCCUCCGCCCUGUGGACACACAGAGUGUUCUCGUCUAUAGCUCUGGUCUGCAAAUCUCAGUGGACAUGGACUCAAGUGGCCAUUUGAGAGCCGUCAUUAAGGUCCCUCAGUCUUUUUACAACCGGACUGUUGGUCUACUGGGACAGUGGAAUGGAGACAAAAUGGAUGACUUCCUCUACUCCAAUGGAAAGCGUUUAUCUUUCAAAGAUGGGAACAUCCCAACUGAGAAGGAGAUCUAUGACUUUGGCCUUUCCUGGACUGUCCCCCCACCCGAAAGCUUGAUCCUCUCAGACCAGGAAUCCAGUAACUUCCACCCUGUCUUCAUGGAGGAGCUCCUGACAUCAGUGAGUGCAGACCAACUUGAAGAAAUCAGGGCCACCUGUGGAGGGAAGAGCCCCUGCAUCCAUGACCUUCUUGCCACUGGCCUCAUUGCUGUGGGCAUGCAGACCGUCCAGUUCUUGGAGAAAUCUGAAAAAGUGCUGGCUGUGUUUGGAAACAUGCCUCCCUCGAUUACGGGCCCUUCUGUAAUUCAGUGUAAAGUGAACUUCACGACUACAGUUGUAUUCAUGGCGGUGGAUCGAAAUAACGACACUAUCAGCUUUUCACUUUUAAUGCCAGUUCCUGAAGGGGCUAUCAUGAAGCCAGCUACUGGAGAACUGACGUGGACUCCCCGGAAUGCAAACCCUGUGGUCCUAACAGUACAGGUUAAUGAUCAGCUUUCAGAAACUGUGACCAGUCCUGUCAUUCAGAUGUGUAAUUGUAUCAAUGGCGGCACCUGCGACUACAGCAGAAUAAUCCAGAGCCACCAUAAAGGAAAGUUUCAGGUGGUAGGAUGUCUUUGUCCACAGGGAUUCUCUGGCCCUUUGUGUUCUAAUAUCACUGAGUCAUGUAAAGGUCAGCCAUGCUUCCCAGGAGUGGGAUGCACAAACCAGCCCUUCCCACAGCUCUUCUCCUGCGCUCAGUGUCCCCCUGGAACAGUGGCGAAAGACAAGGAGGGCUACAAAUGUUUUCAACAAAAUCUCUGCCUCCCUCCGUUCGUCUUUCCUUGCCACCCGAUGGCAGAGUGCUCCAGUUCUGGAUACAACUACACAUGCAAGUGUAAGCCAGGAUUCUCGGGCGAUGGCCUCAGCUGCACAGACAAUAAUGAAUGUUUAUCUCCUUCUGCAUGCCCAAAUGCCAAGUUUGAGUGCAUCAACACAGUGGGCUCUGUACGAUGUUCCUGUCGGUAUCAAAAUGCCCAAGACACAGAGACGUGUGGUGAUUCAGCCAAUCCUCCAGGCUGGAAUAUUUUCAACUGCACCUUGAAAUGGAGCCAGACAAGCAGUUCUCCAAAGAAUACCACCAAACUGCUGAGUCAGAUCUUGGCCUUGGGGUUUGAGAACAAGUUCUACAACGCAAGCCUAAAGACUCCAGAAGAUGAGGGAUCUACAGUUGAGUACAGGUUGAAUGUGUCCAGCGACACACCUCACUGGUAUUUGAGAGACUACUUGACUCGGGUCAGUCAUCACUAUGGCUUGGAGGUCUCUACCAUUUUGGUUGGAGACCUAGAUGAAUGCUCCAGUGGUGAGGCCUCAUGUGCUGAAGAUUCACGCUGUGAAAACACCUAUGGUGGGUAUAAAUGCAUGUGCAACAGCAGCAGCAGCCUGGAGUCACAGUCUUGCACCAGUGAUCUAACAUUUAAAAACAACAGCAUAGUGCCCAGCAAGCUAGCGGAAGCGGACUACAGGACGUUGAUCUUGGGUCUGGUACUUGGAAUAGGAAUUCCUCUCUUAAUUCUGCUUCUCAUUGCUAUUGCCAUCUCCUGCUGCCUUUGUACAAGAAAGAGGAAGAUGAAAAGGGAAAUUCCUUCAGCACCAUCUGACUGCAUCCUGCAGGAGAUCUUAUCCUCGCCAUUCAGUUAUUCUGAUCCGGCACUGUUCUACAAGGUGCACUACAUUCCCAGGAUGCAAAGCAGAAGUGACCAUGCUGCACCUCCUUCACAAGAGCAGUUUAAUUGAAUGACUGGGACUUGAGUGCCUGACUAGUGAUUGCCCGUUUAAUUCUCAAAUUUCAAAUUUUUAAUUUCACUAGGGGGCUUUGCCCCCUGCUCGCUUCACUCACCAACCCCCAUUUUUGU